AUGGUCACUAAUGUUGAGCCUCAAGAAGAUGUUGAAAGGCCCCUACUCGCCGAUUCCCCAGACCCAAGCUAUGAAACCGUAGCCGCGCCAUCAACGGACACGUCGGAUGCAGCGCCUCGCGCCACGUUUAGGCGAAAUCUCGGGGCCGUAGAAGCAUUUGGCAUCGUCAUCAGUAUUGUGAUUGGCAGUGGCGUCUUCACAUCCCCCGGUGCGAUCGAUACGAAUGUUCCAUCCCCCGGCGCGGCUCUCAUUGUGUGGCUCGUGGGAGGGCUGCUGGCUUGGACGGGGGCGACCACCAUGGCCGAACUGGGCACAGCAAUUUCCGGUGAAGGGGGUGUCCAGCCGUAUCUGCAGUAUAUUUUUGGCGAUAUUCUGGGCUUCCUCGCCGCAUGGACCUGGAUCAUCGCGGUGAUGCCCGCCACGCUCGCUAUCCUCAGCAUUGUUUUCAUUGAAAGUAUUUACUCCGCUGCUGGGAUAACUAACCAGGCGUCUUCGAUCCAACACAAGCUUCUCUCGAUUCUGGUGUUGAUCGCGAUCGGGGUGGCCAACUCGAUCAGUACAAAAGUGAGCACCCGGUUGAGCAGUUUCUUCGUGACGACAAAGUUUGUUACGAUCACUGGCAUCGUAGUUGCAGGCCUUCUCGUAGUGAUUGUUCACUUGUCAAGCACACACUGGGAUGGACCAGCAACGGAUUGGUACACCAAGUCAUGGUUUGGGUACCGCGACACCGUGAGUCCGGAUGGAAAGGAGAUCCAUUGGAGCGACCUGGCUGGAUGGGAAAUGCUCGGUCACUAUUCAGCGGCCUUAUAUGGUGCGCUGUGGGCUUACUCGGGCUGGGACAAAGCAGCAGAGCUGUCCGCACCGGCCACCCAGCUUCCCCUCGCCAUUAAUGCUGCGGUGCCCAUUGUCAUUCUUUCCUUCAUCGCAGCUAAUACAGCAUAUUACAUUCUUCUUCCGUGGAGUGUCGUGUCGACAACAGACAGUGUUGCCGUGACUGCAAUCACCCAUCUCUUAGGUCCUAUCGCGGGCAUUAUCGCAGCGGUCCUGAUCUGCCUGGUGGUAGCUGGGUCCUUACUGGGAAAUUCGUUCGUCGCCGGCCGCAUGAUCGUCGCAGCAUCCAAUUCGAACUGGCUGCCCAGGUUUCUAGGAAUUCUCGGACGAUUCGGGGUUCCAUCGACUGAGAAUCGUGCGUCUGCGCAUCCGUCCGAUAUAGAUCCCCCGAGCAAUAAAUCAGACGCACCGAUCAAUGCGACCGUCUUGUCUACCGCGCUUCCUAUCUUCUACAUUCUGUUCGGAGACUUUCGGGCCCUCCUAACCUUUAAUGGUUUGGGGGAGUACACCUUCUUCUUGUUGACUGUCCUCGGAGCGAUUAUCUUGCGAUUUCGGGAACCAGAUCUGCGCCGCCCUUACAAACCCUCUAUUAUUAUUCCCAUCACCUUCGCCAUCGUUAGUGGAUUCGUGGUGGUCCGAGGGGCGAUUUUUGCCCCUGUACAAGCUUUAGUUCUGCUCUCACUGUGGAUCAUUGGAGUAGGAUAUUAUGAGCUCCGGAGGAGAUGGGCAGUGAGUCGAAAUGCAUGA
Molecule: messenger RNA, 1578 nt
Organism: Aspergillus pseudotamarii
Lineage: Eukaryota; Fungi; Ascomycota; Eurotiomycetes; Eurotiales; Aspergillaceae
Product: amino acid/polyamine transporter I
Exons: 4
Coding region: 1-1578 (525 amino acids)
Biological process (GO): amino acid transmembrane transport
Cellular component (GO): membrane
Molecular function (GO): L-amino acid transmembrane transporter activity
Source: RefSeq, a predicted model, not a curated record